AUGAGGGCAAUCCUGGCUUCUCUGUGCAUAUUGCAGAUUGCUGCUUUGGAGUAUACGCCAGAAGCCCUCAAGGAUGAGAUUCAUGAUUUGCCUGGACUUCCGGCCGAUGUGAACUUCAAGAUGUUCUCAGGAUACAUCGAUCUCACACCGCUGGGUCAGAGGCCCAAGAGCAAAGAAAUCUUCUAUUGGUUCGUGGAGGCUCAAAAGGAUCCAGACAAUGCUCCGCUGGUUUUCUGGACCAAUGGCGGUCCGGGCUGCAGUGGGCUGGCUGGCUUCCUCACUGAAAUGGGCCCCUUUAAGGUCGGGUUCGACGGGAAAAACUUGGUGCACAACCCCUAUGCCUGGAACAAGAUUGCCAAUAUGAUCUUUGUUGAGCAGCCAGCUGGUGUCGGCUUCUCACCGGCCGGUGAAAAUCCCAAAUACAGUGAUGAAAACUCCGCCAAUGACAAUCGGCACUUCAUCAUGAAGUUCUACGAUCGCUAUCCGGCCUUGAAAACUCAUGAUUUCUAUCUUUCAUCUGAAUCCUAUGGGGGUCACUACCUGCCGACCUUGGGAAAAGUACUGGUCGAGCAAGGUGGGGUUCCUUCUUUCAAAGGGAUCAUGGUUGGCAAUCCCUUGACGUACAUGCCCUAUCGAGACCAUGGCUUCUAUGGGACGUGUUGGGGGCACCAGCUGCUUCCAAAGCCCCUGUGGGAUGCAUACGUCGAGCAUGACUGCGCAAAGUUGAAGAACCCAUCCGCACAAACGCCGGAUGAAUGCUGGUCCGUGACCAACGCGAUGCAUCGUAUCCUUUCAGGGUUGGACCCCUAUGCGCUAGACUUUCCCACCUGCGUCGGUGGUGGGGCUGCGACAGGACAGCACGAACGACUGGCAAUCCUGAAAACGAUCGCUCGCGCCACAAAACAACCUGAACAAAAAUAUCAGCCCUGCUCCGAAGAUUUGACGACGCAUUAUUUGAAUUUGAAAGAGGUGAAGGCAGCCAUCCAUGCGCGGGACUUUACAUGGCAGUUGUGCAGCGGUGAAGUGAAUUAUCUCUACAAUCCUCACGACACCCAUGCACCGAUGAUGCCACUUUGGAAGUUCCUCAUUGAGCAUGCAAGUUUGAAUUUGAUGAUCUUUUCGGGCGAUGACGACUCCAUUUGCGCCACACUUGGAUCGCAGCAAUUCAUUUGGGACCUUGGCUAUGAGACAGACGAGGCGAAGAACUGGGCUCCCUGGAAGGUUGAUGAUGAAAUUGCGGGCUAUUGGACUGAGUUCAAAGUGCCGGCGGGUGGGAAAUUUGCUUUCGUAACAGUUCAUGGGGCCGGACACAUGGUACCAUCAACUCAGCCAAAGAGUGGCCUGGCGAUUUUCGAGAAGUUCCUGAAGAGGACCGUUGGCAAAACGACGUUGGCAACGAUGUGA
Molecule: messenger RNA, 1404 nt
Organism: Cladocopium goreaui
Lineage: Eukaryota; Dinophyceae; Suessiales; Symbiodiniaceae
Source: the annotation of a GenBank genome assembly